AUGAAGCGUAAUAGCGACUGUGUUGCCCAAACAGGAGGUUUAUCAAGCAAAUUUAAUCAUUUUCCCUCAUUUGAGCUUUUUCUUUAAACCGAAAAAAAAGGUUAAGAACCCGGUCCGACCUAUGAAACCCCGGAAAAGCAUCAAAAUCUGAACAAUGCCUUGGAGCGACUCGACAGCUUGUCUUUCACCGAAGAAAGGUUUUUUUUUUCCCAUUUCAAUGAAUUAUAAAGUUUUUUUUUUCAAAGAGGAAGCUUCAUUUUUGAAGAAAGAAAGUUAAUUGUUAAAGCUAUGACUCUAAGAAAAUUCAAAAUCGUGAAAAAGACUCUUUUUAAGAUUCGUUCACAAACUUCCUAAAAAUAAUGUACCGAGCCGGAAAAAUUCCUUUUUUAAAUUCGAUGAGGUUUCGAAAAAAAAAAGAAAUAAGUAAGUAGGUGUAUUGCGGAUUAAUAAGAGGGAAUAAAAAAAUAAAAUUCAGUGAAGCUGAGGACAAUGGUUGGUCUACAGUUGAAGAAUUGGUCCGCAAAUCUGGGGAAGAUUUGGUAGAACCUUUUUCGAAAUCAAAAAAUUUUUCAUCUCAAUUAAGAACGAUAAGCGUCUGAUAAGCAGUACGGAAGAGACUUGGGUCAACUUGCAGCAGUAUUUCGAGCGUUAUGGACCGAUACCCUUGUCGGACCAUAUCACUGCAAUGAUUAUUCGAGGUAAAAUCUGGAUGCAUCUAGAAUGGCUCGGUGCGUUGCACACGCGACGCGUUUCAAACUAAAGUUUUGGUCAUCGAAACUUCCUGAGGGGCUUUUUCUAGGAGGAAAAGACCACCAGAACCUUUUUUAACGUUUAUUUCAAUUACGUGUCCGAUAAAUGACACGAAUGUCUUUGAAAAAAGUUUUUGCCGCCAAAAGUUGAACAGAAAUCCUGAUUAAACAUUAAAGGGUGCCUUUUUGAGUGUGUCAAUCAUUUUAUGCAAACUCUAAAAAAUAAUUUUGUUCAUAGUUUCUCCAAAAAAAAGCGAUUUCGGUAGACCACCAGGUUUGCUUCAUCUUCAAUAAUUUUUUUCAGCCGAAAAGAAGACUUAGUUUCAUAUAGAACUCUCACUGUAAAUUGAGACCAAUUUACGAGAAAACCGUUAUGCCGACCGCAACGCAUCGAACCAUUCCCCGUGCGACCAAAACUUUCUUGAUGGGUAAAUUUUUAAGACGCUGCUUUGGGACUGGCUCAACUUCAUUCGCGUCAAAUUUUGCAUGGUGCCGUUCUACCGGAAAAUGUCUACAUUAUGAAAAAAAUCGUCAACAGGUUUUCCUUGUUUCUUUUUAACAAGAAAGAAAAUUUUAAUGUUGAGAUUUUUCUGAACAAAAAGUCAAAAAUCAUCUUUCUUUCACUGGAUGGAAAAAUUGAACUUGCCAGCUUCUCUAGUUUACGAGAAUUGAAGGCGAAAAUUGUAAAAAUGGCCGACUUUUAAAGAUUUUGAUGAUUUUUUGAGUCGUGCCUUGAAAACUAGGGAGAUGUGCAGGUGUGAACUUUCCGGAUCUUCGUCAAGAAAAAUACUGCUUCAGUUUCAGAAAUUUCCAGAGUGCAAACUUAAAAUACCUUAUUUGUUGAUAGAGAUUUUUUCAGCCUCUUCAAAAAAUACUAUAAUAUUUUUCAGGUUUGCUUACUCGUUGACAAGGCAACAACUCGAAAAUCGAACUUGGCUCUAUUGUGAGUCAGAAACGAGAAGAAAAGUAAAGAAAAGACGAGUGUUUUAGUUUUGAAUGUGCGGCCGAUGACGUGUUCCAGCUGGGCGCCCUUUUUCAUCGUUGUAUUGCUGGCGUUCCACCGACUUUUGACGUUUCAUUCAGUUUUUGUACAAUCGAAAACCCUUGCUGGGUUGCUUAAACGAACAUGAACUGAUUUGAAAGGUCUCAAAGCGAAAAGUCGUUUCCAGUGUUAGUUGAGGCCAUGCAGUUGAACUUCCAACAUCCCAGCAAGGAUGUUUGAACAGACUACAAGCUUUUUUUGAAGCUUUUUGUAUUAUUAUAACGAAAAAUUUUAUUUUUCAAAAAAAUAGGAAAAAUUUUUUUUAAUGCUACCUGUAAACUGAACUUUGACUGAAGUCUUGAAAAACUUCACAAAAAAAGCUAUAUAACUUUCCUUUUUCCAACACUUUGACCUUUUUUUCUUUUUCAUGAUUGUCAGAAUCAACUUGAACUUUUGAAUUCAACCAAGCCAGAAUUGAUUUUCAAAAAGAUUUUCUGAAAAAGAAAAAGUUUUUUUUGUUCAUGUUUUUUUAUUCGAAAACUGAGCAGGAACUAAGAAAAAAAGCUUUGUGUUUUUUUGAGGAACUAUUAGAAAAAGGCAAUUUUUUUAAAAAAUAUAUGUCUUAAACUUUUUGAAAAAAAGGUUCAGCAAAAAAACGGGCGAUUUGAUUUUUUUCUGGACCGAAAUUUCCGGACUUGCCCACAGGCUAUUGACUUGGCUAAAAGUUUAUUGACACCGGGAAAAAGGUUUUCACCAGUGCUAUUAUUUUCAUUUAUAAAUGAGAAUUACCCAGAUACCGACCUUUGGCGAGGAGCAUUUUCGAAAAUCCUUGGCUGAAAAAACUGGAUGAAAGCGACGAGCCACGGUUCCUCAACGUUUUCUGA
Molecule: messenger RNA, 2615 nt
Organism: Caenorhabditis auriculariae
Lineage: Eukaryota; Metazoa; Nematoda; Chromadorea; Rhabditida; Rhabditidae
Source: the annotation of a GenBank genome assembly